AUGCCGUCCAUAGCUGAGCUGCGCAGCCGCCUGGCUCGCGCGCAGACGAAGGUUGCGGCGGCACGUCUGAGCAGUUCGCAGUGCAUCGACCUCGUGCUGAAGGUCUGCCAGAAGCGCAACAUCACACUGAUUCCCACGCUCGACGGCGAGGAGCUGCUGACGCUGCAGCAGCUGGAGCUGGAUCUGGUGGCGGCGAUCGAAUCGAGAGGCGGCCGAGCUGCGGUCUCUGAGCUUGCCGCAGUCGUCGGAGUGCAGCAGAACUAUGUUGACAGGACGGUUGAAAAGUUGCUGAAGGAGCACCCGAAUCGUUACAUGCGCCUGCAAGACACGCUUAUCACGACCGCUUACACCGAUUGGCUGACUGACACGGCCAGCCGUCGCCUGCAGGAAUGUGGCGUGCUGAACGUUUGCGACUUCGCGAGCGAAUUCGAGCUGCCAUUCGAUCUGAUAAAACUGCUUAUCACGAACUCAAAGGUUAUUAAAGGGCGGUUGAACGGCACGCUGCUGGAGUCGAGGGGGUACGAGGCAUGCAAGGAGAGGUGUAUCUUGUCCGCGUUGGCUGCCACCACGGUGCCCACUGCCACGAUGCACCUGGCGAAAGUCACACGUAUAGACAUCAACCUCGUGAACGACGUGGUUGGGCGCCUGGUCAACGAGGGCAAAGUGAGCGGGACUUUUAAGGGCGGUGUCUACACCCCCAAGGUGUACACCGACCACCGCCAUGAGCUGCUGGCCGCCUUCUACAGCGCCAACGGCUACAUCGAGCGCAGCAAAAUCGCCGGAUCCGGCAAGUCGAACAAGGACAACUCAUACAAGAUGUUUCCAGAUGCGCUGUUGUUGGAUACAGUGCUGAUCAAUCGCAACGUCCUUGAGCCGGUGUCGGUGCUCGUGAACGAGGCCAUCGCGACUGCUGGUUGGCGUGACAUCAGCAUCAUGCUGCCCGCAUCAUUGACACCAACGGACUACGUUGCACUUUUGGAACAGAUAAAGGGCGCCAGCAAGAACGGUUACGUGGUCGCAGGUCUCUACGUUUCUCUGGCCUUCGAGGAGUCGCUGGUGAAGCACAUCGUUGAGGCUCUGAAGGACCGUAUGGGUGCGAAGAAACUUUUGGACACCGCUUCGGACGCUGUAGAGACGCUUAUAGACGAGGCUAGUGCCCUCAUGGACGACGAUUCCACGUCGGCGUUUGCCGAGUGUUGGGCGAUAGCGUCCACUGAGCUGUAUGAGCGCAUAGAACCGUCAAUGGUAGCCCUCAUCCGCAAAGUAUGCGUGGUGGAUCGUCCAACACAUGGACAUAGCGGAUUUGAUGUGGAGGCUGCCACGGAGAAGUUGAAGGAGCACCACCUGAAAUUCGACUGCACGUUGAAGGUGAUGGAGAAGCUCGGUGGCGGCACCGUCGACGGCGCUCACCUUAUCAUGAAGACUUUGGCAAAGGAGCUGCUCCCUGUGGACUGCCACUUGUUGUUGCAGGUGUACGCGACUCAGAAUUUCGUCGAAAUUCCGGGGGAGGGGGGCGAGAUAAACGCCGGCAACCGCGCUGCGGUGGUCGAGGCCAUAAAGGACAAGGAGGUGAAGGCUGACUUCAGCGCAUACUUCGAAGCUAUAAAGCAGAAGGAUGCCCUCAAGGGCAUUGAGGCCUCGCGUUCGCUGAAGGCCGCUAUGUACAUCGCAUGCAACGUUAAGAAGGAGCGGAAGCGUUUUCUCAAAGUUCAGUCGACUCACUACGAACAACUAUUGGCCUCUCUGGGCUGCGACGAUGCGCUCAAAGCCGCAUACUGCGCCCUCAUGCUGGGGCUGCUGCGCAACGGGCAUUACGUGUUCCUGGUGGACAAGGACUGGUGUCUGCGUGGGUGCGUCGAGAGCCUCGCGGAGUUCGUGGGCAAGGCCGACGUUAUCGAGGCAGUACAACGCUGCGUGGAAGGCAAAGGUGAGUUAUUUAUGUGUCUCAACCCGAUAAUGAAUGUGCAGACACGAGCGCGGUAG
Molecule: messenger RNA, 1983 nt
Organism: Babesia bigemina
Lineage: Eukaryota; Apicomplexa; Aconoidasida; Piroplasmida; Babesiidae
Product: UFM1-protein ligase 1 homolog
Exons: 1
Coding region: 1-1983 (660 amino acids)
Biological process (GO): protein K69-linked ufmylation; regulation of proteasomal ubiquitin-dependent protein catabolic process; response to endoplasmic reticulum stress
Cellular component (GO): endoplasmic reticulum membrane
Molecular function (GO): UFM1 ligase activity
Source: RefSeq, a predicted model, not a curated record